AUGGAACUAUUUUAUACACCUAAAAAAUCGUUGUACAGUAAAAAAAAUGAUGUGAUCGCAGAGAAACUCCUUGAAGAUUUGACCAAGGAUUGGCAUUUUUCAGAAUCCUUCAAAGCCGAUGUUUUUAAUAAUGGUAAUUCACCCAGUGUUUCUAACUUCCCAUAUGCUUACACUCAAUCAAAGGGUUAUGAUUCUAAUUCUCAAUACAUGUAUGGCUCACUGAUGACCAAUGAUAUGCCUUGGCAGAAUAAGUGGUAUCUAAGGUUUGACCCUCCAAAGACUGCAGUUGAACUGGGUAUCGACCAGUACUGGAGCUAUGAGGCACCCAAGCUUUCAGAGUUUUCUGAGUCCUCUAAAUUUGAUCUCAAAUCUACCGAGCCAUCAGGUAUUUCUCAGCUCGGCAAAACAUCGCUUUCUAACCUCAAGAGCAUGGCAACUAAAGUUUUAUCUGGUACAACGCAUGACGCACUAAAGAGAGAAGCUUAUCGCAGGGAAUCUUUUAAGGCUGAUUCCGAAGUCGACUAUGUCAGUGUUGUUUCGUCCCACCUCAAAAUGCCUGCCAAUGAGUCUGGCCAGGAGAAGCUUUCAAUAUUGGAGAACUUUAAAAAGAACGUUGCUAAAACUCAUAAAAUUAAACAAUCUAAAAAGAGAUAA
Molecule: messenger RNA, 654 nt
Organism: Theileria annulata
Lineage: Eukaryota; Apicomplexa; Aconoidasida; Piroplasmida; Theileriidae
Exons: 1
Coding region: 1-654 (217 amino acids)
Source: RefSeq, a predicted model, not a curated record